AUGGAGGAGUCCGGUAACAAAAUAAAAACACCAGUCUUCUCAAACAUCACAAGUGAGGAUCUGGAACACAUAUAUGAGCCAGCUGAAGACUCUUUCUUGCUCAUUGAUGCUUUAGAGAAGGAUCUGCAUCUUAUACGUGAGAGAAAACCAUCACUCUGUUUGGAAGUUGGAUCAGGCUCAGGUGUUGUAAUUACCGCCCUGGGCACAGUGUUGGGUCCCUCGUGUGUCUACAUGAGCACGGAUAUCAAUCCCCGCGCCUGUCACACGACCAGAGAAGUUGGAAGAUUAAAUGGUGUGGACAUCGAGGCUGUGUGUACAGAUCUGGUCUCGGGUGUGAUAGAUAAAGAUGUAGGGAGUGUUGAUAUUUUGUUAUUCAAUCCUCCUUAUGUUGUCACUCCGUCAGACGAAGUUGGGCGGGGAAACUUGGAACACACGUGGGCGGGCGGUGAGCAUGGGCGUGAGGUCAUGGACAGAUUGUUUCCAAGUGUUGAUUCCCUUUUAUCCCCUCAAGGGCUAUUUUACCUAUUGGUAUUGAAGGAGAAUGAUCCUGCAGAUAUUGAACUCGUGAUGGCCAAAUUCGGAUAUUCGUGUUCGUGUGUUAUAACUCGUAGGACUGGACCGGAGAACUUGUCCGUGUUAAGGUUCUCUCGCCAAAGAUAAAUUGAAACUUGUUAAUUACUGGAAAUAUAGAAUCUGAAUAAAACUAUGUAUACAGUAAAAAAGAUCUAUUUUA
Molecule: messenger RNA, 733 nt
Organism: Homarus americanus (American lobster)
Lineage: Eukaryota; Metazoa; Arthropoda; Malacostraca; Decapoda; Nephropidae
Gene: HemK2
Product: methyltransferase N6AMT1-like
Exons: 1
Coding region: 1-660 (219 amino acids)
Biological process (GO): methylation
Cellular component (GO): eRF1 methyltransferase complex
Molecular function (GO): protein methyltransferase activity; nucleic acid binding; S-adenosylmethionine-dependent methyltransferase activity
Source: RefSeq, a predicted model, not a curated record